AUGUUGGAUGUGUGCCUCAAUGGCAAGGUGAUCGAUGCCAAGAACAUGGUUCAGCAUGUUGCACAUCGGCUGGCUGGGGCAAUUGUGUACGGCUCCAAGACCAGUUGGGACAACGAUGAGUUCUUUCUGAAGGACGCGAGACAUUUCGAUGCUAAUGUUGUCAGCGAGAAUACGGGGAAUAACCAGAUGGUCAAAAUGCAGUUCGGGACAUGCCCCUUGCGAGAUUGGAGCUACUAUCAGGGAGAGUUCUGUGAUGGCAAGGCCAGCAAGGCGGGAUGGCAAGGCCAGCAAGGCGGAGCGAGGGGUUGCCGAGAUCCAGCAGUGUCGUGA
This is a messenger RNA of Prorocentrum cordatum, 330 nucleotides long. NCBI's taxonomy places the organism in Eukaryota, Dinophyceae, Prorocentrales, Prorocentraceae. The record is from the annotation of a GenBank genome assembly.